Molecule: messenger RNA, 2085 nt
Organism: Naegleria lovaniensis
Lineage: Eukaryota; Heterolobosea; Eutetramitea; Acrasida; Naegleriidae
Exons: 2
Coding region: 1-2085 (694 amino acids)
Biological process (GO): endosomal transport
Cellular component (GO): AP-type membrane coat adaptor complex; cytosol; late endosome
Source: RefSeq, a predicted model, not a curated record
AUGACCGAGUAUGGAAUUUUGCCAUCAUCCAUUCAAUAUGCUUCUCCGAUGGAUGGUUUAUUAAAUUCAGCACUCUCUCUUCGCGGAGUUUGGAUCUUGGAUGAACAACGACAAAAGAUAUUAUUUUCAAGAAGGUUUCCGACAGUAGAAAAACGGGCAUUAGAGUUGAUCCGAGCACAACAACAUAUCGGAACAGAUGAGAAUCAAUCAAUCAUGCUCUCUUCAUCAUCAGCUCAACCAUUUGUAAAAUCUUUGGCUCACCAUUUAUCUGCCUCCAUUUCCGAUUUUGGAGAUGGAUUUUUAGUGGAAUAUUUCAGCUUGGCAAAAAAACAGUAUGAAACAUUGGCUGCUUCAAGAAGUGGUCUAUCCAUGCAUGCACAAUUAUUUAAACAUUCGUCAGUUCAUCCACCAAAAAUUCAAUCCAUUUUGGAAACUGUGGAAAAUGAAAAUCAUGAAUCAUUAUGGAAAGUAUUCUUGAAAUUAAUGGAAGAGAAUUAUGCAAUGUUUUCAAUGGAUACAAAAUUUGUUGAAAAGUAUCAUUUGGAAGAGCAGAUCAUGUUAUCAUCAUCGAUGGGAUCAGACUCUAUUUCAGCGGAGGAUGAAGAUUUGGCAAUUUUACUUCCACUCGAAGUAUCCACUAGCUUGAAUACUCAAAAUUCUCUCACUGUCAAAUCUCAAUCUGUUGACAGGAUCAAGUCACCAACCAACAAAAAAGGAUUGAAAUCACCGAGUGGAAAAAAACAUAACUCAUCUGCUCGAGGUUUUUCUACGAAACCAAACAAUAAUUCACCAAAUCAUAUUAAUUUAUUUGGAAAUUCUGGUAACGCGACAAGUCUUCAAACUGCUGAGAGCGACAAGAAUGUUCCUCCUCAUAUUUUCCCAUUUGUUUCCAUUGUCGUUGGAGGUGUCACAUUUGUUGCACUCCCACUAAUAGUGCCAAAUGCUUCGACAACAACACCUGAAUCAUUUAUUGACUUUUCAAAAUUAGAAAACACCCUGGAAUAUCCAUCAAUAUCUGGUGCUUUUAGUUUCUUGCAAGAUCUUUCAUCAAACUUUUUCUUGGCCAACCAAAAACAUCAAAAAUCUUCCGAAGUUACCAAUUAUAUGAACAUGUAUAUUAGUCAAUGUGCGCCAUUUGGAAGGCCCAUUGAUUCAGCACCAUCCAAUGUCCAUCUCUUACUCACUAAGCCAUUUCCAAUAGAUGACCCAGAGUUGUCGUCCUUGAGAAGACCCUCAUGGAAAGCUCAUUCACUGAAAUUCGAUCAGCAACGAAUUCAUUUCAUUAUUCGCGAAAAUAUUUUAAGUGCUCAAUUUGAUAAGAAGGACAUUCCAGAUGAAAUUUCAUGUUUUGGAUCGAUUUUGUGUAGUGCAGAAAUUGACGGAUUUUCUGAUGUGACAGUGAGCUUGAGUGAACUACGCAAUACAAGGCACAUUUCAGUGCAUUAUUGUUGUAGAGAUCAUCCAGAUGAAAUGUCAAAUCCUGGAUGUGAAUAUGCAAGCUUGUCAUUUUCUCCUCCCUCGGGUGCCUUUGUUUUGUGUAAAUACAAUAUUGAGAAUGUGAACAAACCACCCGUGCGAGGAUAUUAUCAAAUGAGAGAAUUGGCAGAUAAUAAGGUUGAAUUUUUACUGCAAUUGGGAAUUGAUUCAGUGGAUUCUCAAUUCGAGUACUGUAAUGUCAUUAUACCAUUUCCAAACAGAACGGAAGUAACUGAUAUUUCCUAUCAAGCAGUACAGGGACAAUUAACAAAAGGAAAAGGGAAAAAUAAUUUAGUUUGGACGAUUGGCAACAAGUGGAAAACGAAAGAAUUAUCACUUUCUGGAACUCUCACGUUUAAUCAAACAUCGUCAUCGGAUACAAUGGCCAUUGUGAAGGAUGUUUCUGAUCCAUUUUUUGUGAAUAAGAAUUCUCUAGUUCGACUGCAGUACAAGUUGUUGAACAUGUCACUGAGUGGGGUUAUUAUUGAUCCAAAAACUGUUUCUCUCAAUUCAUCACUCAAGUUGGAAGCAGUGACCAUCAAGAGAGAAAUUGUUGCCGAAGAUUGUGUCAUUUACAAUUCGAGAGGAGAUGUUAGGCAUGUUCAGUAG